Messenger RNA from Paraphaeosphaeria sporulosa, 1044 nucleotides. Its product is annotated as RTA1-domain-containing protein. The transcript has 3 exons. The record is from RefSeq and is a predicted model, not a curated record. Bases 45 to 881 code for a protein of 278 amino acids. Lineage: Eukaryota; Fungi; Ascomycota; Dothideomycetes; Pleosporales; Didymosphaeriaceae. Gene Ontology annotation, cellular component: membrane.
CUUGCAAGCCUCUUGAGAGCAGCCAAACACCACAACUCAUCAUCAUGGCAAACCCCCCAAAGGCUAAGAACUUCGAUUGGGAGAUGUACCGCUACAUCCCUUCCCUUGCGGGCGCCAUCAUCAGCAUGAUAAUCUUCCUCAUCCUCACGCUGCUUCUCUUUUGGCAAUGGUUCCGCACAAGAAACCACAUCCUCAUCUUCGUGGUCAUCGGCACAAUCUCAGAAGUAAUCGGCUACGGAAACCGCAUCGGCUCGCACUUUGAUAACCAAGCAUGGGGACCCUUCAUCACACAAGGCACGCUCCUUCUCGUCGGGCCCCUCUUCUUCGCAGCCACCAUCUACAUGAUGCUUGGCCGCACCAUCGUGCUUGCUGGCGGCGAAGACGUUUCUCUGAUCAGGCCGAGGUGGUAUACUCGCGUCUUUGUCGGCGCAGACAUCUUUACGUUGGUUCUGCAAGGACUAGGUACGUUUCAAAGCGAGAAGAUCGUCAUCGCCGGACUCGCACUCCAAGUCGCGACCUUCGUCUUCUUCCUCAUCGCUGCCAUCGACUUCCAGCUCCGCAUGGAGCGUAAAGCCGCCAUCUCCGCUUCGCUCGGCACGCCUGCGAACAACCAGUGGAGGAAGCUGCUGUGGAUCUUGUAUACCGUCAGUUCGCUGGUGCUAUUCCGUUGCAUCUUCCGGCUGAUAGAGUAUGCGAUGGGCAACGCCGCGUAUCUUAUUGCGCAUGAGUGGACGCUGUACGUGUUUGAUACUACGCCCAUGUUUCUAACGGUGGCGCUGCUGUUGGUGCUACAACCGACCAGGUAUGUGACGAAGGAGUACAGGAAAGGUUCGAGUGACUCGGGGGGUGAGGUGCAGCUUGGAAGUGGGCAGGCGAAGUAGGUCUUUUAUCCAUCGCAAGCAUUUCCUUUUUCGGUACGACGAAGGAAGGGGUCUUGGUAUGUUCUGUUAUAUUUAUUCGGGCAUUGCGCAUAGUUGUAGCGGUAUGUUUUGUGUUCGUAUACCCUGUCUUCGCGAAGUUCAAGUUCUGUACUAUUAGUGGUCC